CGCAGCAGCGGCAGGAGGAACGAGAGAGAGAAAGAGAGAAAGAGAGAGAGAGAGAGAUUCACCUCCAACAUGGACUGAGACCUGAGAACUGCUCCUAGAUCAGCCGGGACUUCACCUCUGUCACAGCUCCGAACGACUCGUGGUGAGGUUCACGCAAUUCAAAUCGGACUGUGAAGUCCAGUUUCCCCUCCCCCGUCUUCUUCCUUAUGCAAUGACGAAGAAUGACACAUGGCCAGGCGGCGUUGCCAUGGAAUCGUUGAGCAAUAUGGACAGUGCUGGGAGCUGCGAGAGUGUAAUCAGCAUGAACUCUGGCUAUAGUGAAGACAGCAUGGAGCACUUAUCUGCAGAGGAGCGAGCGUGUCUCAUGUAUCUGGAGCAAACCAUUGAGGCCCUGGAGGUGCAGGAGGACAGCGGCUUCUCCAACGAUGAACCAGACGCUGACAAAAUGGGUCAGACCAAUAUAAAUGACAUUCUCAGUACCAAGCCGGAUCAUGAACCAGCAUCGCAUCCUGUUUCAGCAGCGCUCCUAUCAUCUCUGGAUGUCAUGACUCCACCCACUGGUUCUCAAAUCCCCCAAUCAGCUCCUCAGCAUGAGGCUCUGUGCGUUACCACAGAUGAAGAUGGUCAUCCUAUGAUUGUCACCAGUUCAGAGCUUCACGAAGGACAGUCCAGUGGGACCUCGGCCAAAGAUCUGGUUCUGAUCCCACCUCCCUCAGACUUCAUGGACAGGCCACGCCCUCAAGUGCACCUGGACAAAGCCAGGGACCUUGCUCCAUCUGCAAGGACGUCCAACAAGCCGCGAGGAUCUAUCGACUUAGAGCAACUGCGUCAGAGAGCAACUGAGAGGAGAACUUCAGGAAGCUCCUCUAUGACCCAGGAGAGUCCUGACAUGCCCAAACCUGAAGGGUAUCCCGGUCUGAGUCCACCAGACGUCACCUCUAGUCCCCAGAUGAGUCCUCCUCCCAAUCCUGCUGGUCCCCACAUGAGUCCUCCUUCUGAUGAUCCUGGUCCCCCCAUGAGUCCUCCUCCCGAUCCUCCUGGUCCCCACAUGAGUCCUCAUCCCAAUCCUGCUGGUCCCCACAUGAGUCCUCCUUCUGAUGAUCCUGGUCCCCCCAUGAGUCCUCCUCCCGAUCCUCCUGGUCCCCACAUGAGUCCUCCUCAUGAUGCUCCUGGUCCCCACAUGAGUCCUCCUCCCGAUUCUCCUGGUCCCCACAUGAGUCUUCCUCAUGAUGCUCCUGGUCCCUACUUGAGUGCCCCUCCCGAUGCUGCUGAGCCCAGAAGUCCACCUGCUGUGGCCCCUAAGCCCAAGAAGCUUCCUCCCAACAUUGUUCUGAAGUCACACAAGAAAUCAGGGUCUGAUGGCGGCUCGGGACACUACGUGGCCUCCAGCAGUGACCGGGUGUUGGACCCAGUCCACUUUGAGGCUCUCCGAAAGCUCGGCCUGCUAAAAGGUGAUGAGACAAAUCCAGGUCUGAGCCCCAGACUGUCUCCCAAAACUAGAAGCUCCUGGGGAGGUCCUCCUUCUCCACUCAGCCCAGCAACCCCACAGAAACAGCACUUCACACCAUCUAACACCCAUGUCAGCAGCCCACCUCCAGUCUCCGUCCCCCUAGUGUCUCCAGCUGCCGUGCCAACAUCAGCUCAGGUUCCAGAUGUUCUCCCAGCACCUGAUGCUUUCUGUGACUCCCUCGGAUCUCUGACCUCAGAUCAUGAACCGUCUGCUGCCGCCCGUGUUUCCGAGGCUGAUGUUCACGCACAGGAGAAAACGCCUCCUCCAACCCCACUUAGAUCAAGCCCACCCAGGAUCGUAGGCGUCAAAUCGGCCACCCUGGAGCGCUCGGGCCUGGGUCUCAGCAGCUCUUUUAAAGAGGAAGGCUCCAGCGAGGAUGGCGAUCUGAGUCCCAGGCAGCUGCGUAACACUCGGCCCCGCCCGGCGUCCCUGGGGAGCGGGAAGGAGUUUUCAAGCGCUCUGGGAGAGGCGGUCACCCAUCAAGAGCCUGGAUACCGGAAGUCCCUGCAGGUCCCUCGGAGGUCCCUGCCGGCCCCCACCACCCAGCAGCACUCCAGAGACACUCAUAAGCUGCCUCGGUCCCAAGGCAUCAGUGUGCUGAUCUGCCCCCGCUCGGAAAAUGAGGAGGACCGACGCCAGGCCCUGAGGAAGCUGGGGCUCCUCAGGGACUGAAGCCUGGUUCACGUCGUCUCCUCGUCUCCUCGUCUCCCUGCAGACUCUUUCAUACGCAUGACGAAGCAUCGCAAACCUCUCGGGAAGCAGCUCUACUACAUAUUUAUGCUUGAACCUUGACCUGAAAACUGUCAUUCACACUUCUUACGUCCACUUGUUACUGAUAUUGUACAGUGUUUUUAUUUCUCCUUCAUCUGGCAAGAGCUGUUUGGAUUUUCCUGAGUCUCUCCCUGUCUCUGUGGUGUUUCUUGUAAAUUAAAUGCUGUUACUGUCAAAGAGGCAAUAAUAAGUUGUCAUUUCAAGUGUU
This is a messenger RNA of Limanda limanda (common dab), 2489 nucleotides long. RefSeq names its product specifically androgen-regulated gene protein. The record is from RefSeq and is a predicted model, not a curated record. The transcript has 4 exons. The coding region runs from base 212 to 2182 and encodes 656 amino acids. Lineage: Eukaryota; Metazoa; Chordata; Actinopteri; Pleuronectiformes; Pleuronectidae.